This is a messenger RNA of Cladocopium goreaui, 3597 nucleotides long. The record is from the annotation of a GenBank genome assembly. NCBI's taxonomy places the organism in Eukaryota, Dinophyceae, Suessiales, Symbiodiniaceae.
AUGGCCGAGCCUGCGCAGAAGAAGGCCCGCACCAGCCGCACUUUCCUCUUCUCUUCCGAGUCUGUCAACGAGGGCCAUCCUGACAAGAUCUGCGACCAGGUGUCCGAUGCAGUGCUGGAUGCAUGCCUCAAGGUGGACCCCAAGAGCAAGGUGGCUUGCGAGACUGCAACCAAGGACAACAUGGUCAUGGUGGCAGGUGAGAUCACCACUGAGGCCAAGUUGGACUAUGACAAGGUUGUGCGAGGAGUCGUGGCACAGAUCGGUUUUGACAGCUUUGUGGAUGACCUGUCCAGCGUGGACAGCAAGGGAUUGAGCCACAAGAGCUGCGAAGUGCUGGUGCGCAUCAACAAGCAGAGCCCUGACAUUGCCGGCGGCGUCCAUGUGAACAAGGAGGACUUGGACGUGGGUGCCGGUGACCAGGGCAUCAUGUUUGGAUAUGCCAGCGAUGAGACAUCUGACUGCAUGCCUUUGACCCACUCCAUGGCCACGCGUUUGGGCAAGACCCUGACUGAUGUUCGCAAGAGCGGUGAGUGCUGGUGGUUGCGCCCAGAUGGCAAGACCCAGGUGACCAUUGAGUACCUGCAGCACCCUGAUGGCUCCGUUGAGCCAAAGAAGAUCCACACCGUGGUGAUUUCCACUCAGCACGCUGAGCCUCUGAAGGCCGUGCGCAGCAAGGAGUGCGAGGGCUACAAGGGAGCUGAGAUGACUGCCCCAAGCAUGGAGCAGAUGAACAAGGAGAUUGAGGAGAAGGUGAUCAAGCGCACUCUUGAGCAGAUCAAGCUGAAGAAUGGCCAGCCUGCCAUCAGCCUGUACGGCAGCCACACUCACUUGCACAUCAAUCCUUCUGGCAAGUUCAUCAUUGGUGGUCCUCAGGGUGAUGCCGGUCUCACUGGCCGCAAGAUCAUCAUCGACACCUACGGUGGCUGGGGUGCUCAUGGUGGUGGUGCGUUCUCCGGCAAGGACCCUACCAAGGUGGACCGAUCCGCAGCCUACAUUUGCCGACAGAUGGCAAAGUCUGUGGUGAGCAGCGGCUUGAGUGCACGAUGCCUUGUGCAGCUCUCUUAUGCCAUUGGUGUUGCCAAGCCAUUGUCUCUCUUCGUGGAGACCUAUGGAAGUGAGAAGACCGGCCUCACCGUGAACGACAUCACCAGCAUCUUGAAGAUUGAGUUCGACUGCCGUCCUGGUGCCAUUGCGCAGUCCUUGGCAUUGCGCGAGCCAAAGUACCAGGAGACCGCAGCAUACUGCCACUUCGGCCGUGAGCCAGUCACCAAGAACGGCAUCAAGUACUUCGAGUGGGAGAACGCAAAGGACUUGGCCAAGUACAAGUCCAUGGACACCGCCCAGGUGGAAGCUGCCUUGAAGGUCCUGUUGCGGUUUUUCGCUGGCCUGGCUGCUGGUCUCGGCGAUGCCGAAGACUAUGUGAAGGUCGUAAAUGGCCGAUGUGUGGAGUUUGAAGACGUCUAUCCAAUUGGCCAAGUGGGACACAACUGGACCAGUGACCUGGACGAUCUGGCGCGGAACUGGUGCGAUCGCAGAAGCUGGUGCGUGGGCUUCAUGCGCUAUGUCGCUGAAGAUCAUGAUGAACACUGCAACGAAUGGUGUGGCCGCCCCCAGUUCUGCAAAGACAGCAGUCUGUCUCCAAGCGAUGAGUGGGUCUCCUACCUGCAGAAGUCAUCUCUGAGGCGUUGGCAAGAAGCCCAGGCUGAAAGCGAGCGUGACAAGGAUCUACCUAGUUGGGCAAAGCCUCGAUCGUUUAGAUGCUCAUAUCCCUAUGAUGAGGGUAGCUUUGUACAUCUCUGGGACGAAGUGCCACCUACGGAGUCCCAUGACAUCUUCGGAGGAUUUCAGGAGUGUCGUGUGCUUCACAUGAAGCAAGAUGGUCCCAAGGGUCCCAAGGACAUGGAUGGCGACUUGUCCUUCUUUGAUGGAGUGCUGUCAGAGACGGAAGAAAUGGUGCCAUACUUCUCAGCUGAUGUGUCGCAAUACCCAUGGAUCUAUCAUUUCGACCGCUUGGAAUAUAUUGGGGAGACGGUGAUUGGAGGUCACACCAUCAUCGGACCCAAGCGUCACUACCUAUCCAUGUUUUUCACAUCAGAAUGGGCUGCUUGUGAUGGUAAGAACAAGAGCCAGUGGAACUACGAGAACGCCAUGGAGAUGUUUGAAGGCCAUGUUUUCCUGGAAGAUGGUCGCCUUGAAACCCGACGGGCAGCUUUCCUGCCGUAUCAUUUCACUGCCAUUUGCAUGGCCGAUGAGGAUGAGCUGUUGCCACAAGCCGUUGUGGAUGCUGUUGGCUUCGGAACGCAUCCGUUGGUUCCUGCGGAGGUUCACAAGAAGCUGCAGAGGGUCUUCUUCCAUUUGCCGGAUGCCGUGCAGCCAUUCCUGCGAAUGCAUCCCUUGAUCCUGGAGACAUACCUGGAAGACAUGUACAACAACCCUGACAAGAAUGAUGCCAUGUACUACAAACAGACCUUUCUUUUCCUGAUGAUGGAGCUUUUCAGAUAUCGCUAUCGGCAAGAUCUCAAGAGCCGGGUCCAAGAUUUCGCAUGCGGCCUCUGUCGACAACAACGCCUGGCGGCAUGGGACAAAGAAACAGCUGAAGUGACAGGGUCCUCAGGGCUUUCCGUGUCCGUGGCCUUCUGUUUGAUGAGCCGACGAUCAGGACACGCACUUCGUGGUGCCAUUCGCGAAACCUGGGCAAAACGCCUAGGCCCUGGUACGAGUCUUCACUUUUUCGUGGGGGCUGCGGUGGCAGUUCAGGAGGUUGAUCAGGAGAUCCCGGAUUUGCACCUGCCAGACAUGGUGGAAUUAGAUGCUCCAGAGGCGUACGAGGCUGUUACCCUGAAGGCCAUGUCAAUGCUCCACUGGGCACAUCUCAACUUUCCUCACCUGCGAUACCUCGUCCGUGCGGACGACGACAUCUACCUGCGCCCAGGGCCAUUGUUGAGACAGCUGGAUCAACGACCGCCGGUAGGAUAUUUGUGGGGCAACUUUGACAGCGGUUCCACAGUGGUUCGAGAUCCCCGUCACCCUCACUACAACUCUGAAGAGCAGCUGCCAAAGAGGGAGCAUCCAAUGUUUGGCGACAUUUUUCCACCCUAUGUCCGUGGUCAUCUUUGGGCGAUGUCGGGAGAUCUCCUUGCGCAUGUUGCGGAUGUGUGGAAGAUGCAACUAGAGCAGCUGGAUGGUGCAAAGGUGACCUUGGACCUGGCGAAGCAAUUUCCGCAUCCUGAUGACCCAGCUCUUGGGGUCGUCAUGGCCAGCUUGGUCGAUUCAGGUGACGUCAGUGUGGCAGUGGAUGAUCGUGAUCUGAAUCACUUCGCCCUGAACCCCUCGUGCAAUGCCACUUUUAUGAAGAUCCACAACCGGACCUGGGUGGUGCACCACGUGACCCCCGAGGCCAUGAAGUGCUUUUGGUCCAUCGACGAAUCUGCGAGCGAUUUGUCGCUUCCUGAUUUGUGUCCAUGUUCGAUGGACGUUGUGGAGGAGAAAUCGGGCAACUCCGACGAUGACGAUUUCGAUUACCCACGUGAACGCUUCAAUGAAUGAGUCUGUUUCAGUGGCUCUGAUGACAGUCUGAGAAUCUCCUCACUGAAGAAA